CUGGACACCGAGUACGCCGCCACACGUCAUUGGCGUUAGCUGCUAACGUUAGCCGGCGGAACCGGAAGUGCGUCUCCGCGCUGACGUCAUCACAACGCGUCAUGGCGGAGCUCCGUGAGGAGGCCGCCGCUCAGCUGCACGAGGAGGACGAGUCCGAAAAACAUGACAGACAUGUCUCCAUCCAGGCUACCCUGGAGUCCUUGGAGAGCCUGGUGGACCUCACCUCCGCGGGCAGGAAGUCGUGUCCCCUGUGUCCGGAGGACAAGUUCAAGUCCAGCUACAGCCACAAGCUGAGGCGCCACCUGUCCAACCUGCACUGGAAGGUCUCCGUGGAGUUCAAAGGUCUCAGGAUGUGUAUCUGCCACCUGCCCUGCAGACCCCUGAAGACCGGGUCCGGGUCUGGGUCCGGGUCCGGUCCGGACCAGGCCGGCGGCCGCCACGGCGCCCACUACCACUGCGUGGUGUGUUCAGGGACCAUCGGCCGGCGCACCGACAUGGUGGGACACCUGCGUCGCCACGGCAACCGGGGGGAGACGGAGGGCAGUUACCCCGGCAACGCAGAGCCCGCCCACCAGGGGGAGGGGUUCCACCGGAUGAACGAGUCGAAUGUCGACAUCCAGGUUCUGCCGAACUUCGGUUCUCCUCAGCGGAGCGACACGUACUUCAACAGCAAGAUGAAGAUCAACAGGCAGCUGGUUCUCUGCUGCGUCUCAGUUCUCUCUCUGGAACGUCCCCUGGACUGCCUGGACGCCUUCGGAGCCACAGGCAUCAUGGGACUGCAGUGGGCCACGCAGCUGCGCGGCGCCGUGCGCGUCACCAUCAAUGACAUCAGCGACGUGUGCGUGAGGAACAUCCGGGACAACUGCAGCCUCAACCGGGUGACCCCCAAGGCCCCGCCCCCCGACCCCAAGGCCCCGCUCCCCGACCCCGACGGGCCGCCGCCCGCCGCCGGGGUCGCGGUGGAGGUCGCCAAGAUGGACGCCAACGUCAUCAUGCACCUGAGGGCCUUCGACUACAUACACCUGGAUCCGUUCGGUUCUCCCGUCAACUUCCUGGACUCCGCCUUCCGGAACGUGCGCAACCUGGGCGUGGUCUCGCUCACGUGCACAGACACGGGCACGCUGUACGCCAAGACGCCCGACGUCACGCUGCGUCACUACGCCGCCCGGGUGGUCCGCACCGAGUACUACAGGGAGCUGGGGGUGCGCGUGGUGGUGGGGGCGGCGGCCAGGGCCGCGGCUCGCUGUAACAAAGGAAUCCAGGUUCUGCUGGCCGCUCUGGAGCACCUGGUUCUCGUCGUCCGGGUUCUGCGCGGACCGUCGCAGGCCGACGAGUCGAUCCGGAAGCUGCGGACGCUGACGCACUGCCAGUGGUGCGAGGAGCGGAGUCUGGGCGACUCGCUGCCCUGCGGCUGUGACGGAACUCUUCCUGGGAAGACGGCGGUGCAGCUCGGCCCCCUGUGGGCCGGCUCUCUGUUCUCCAGCCACUUCCUGAAGAAGAUGCUAACGGCGGAGCAGCGCGGCCUGGACGACGCCGCGCCGCUCAUCAAGACGCUGCUGGCCGAGGCCGAGUGUGGGGGCGGGGCACCGAGGCAGACGACCAAUCAGAGCCCACAGGUCAGCCCUUCAUAGUAUCAGAGGAAAACAUGUUUGUUCCAUUAUUUUUCUCUUAUUUUGAAGUGACUUCCUGUUUCCCCUCCAGUCCCCAAGAGGCGCCGGGCUGAGAAGUGGGCGGAGACCAAGUGGGCGGAGCAUCCGCCGUUCUACUACAGCAUCCACCGCCACAGCAUCCGCGGGAAGAACAUGCCCAGACUGAACCGGUUCCUGCAGUACCUGACCGACGCCGGGUUCCGCUGCAGCCGCACGCACUUUGACCCCACCGGGGUUCGAACCGACGCCACGCUGACCCAGUUCAAGGAGGUGCUAGCUCAGCACAGCGCUCCCACAGCUAACGCUAGCAGCCACGAGAGCGGCUAACAUCCACUGCUAGCAUAGCUAAUGCUAGCAGCCAGGAGAGCAGCUAACAUCCACUGCUAGCACAGCUAACGCUAGCAUCCAGGAGAGCGGCUAGUGUUAGCAAUACUAGCUUGACACAGUGCGCCCAAUGCAAACACGGCUAAAGCUAGCCACCAGGAGAGUGGCUAGUGUCUGCUGUCCUAGCUCGAUACAGCACGCCUAAUGCUAACACAGCUAAUGCUAGCUAGUGGCGAGCCCCUGCGUGAACCCUGGACAGGAAGCCCCGCCCCCAAAAACUCAAUAAAAAGGUUUUAUUU
Molecule: messenger RNA, 2272 nt
Organism: Salarias fasciatus (jewelled blenny)
Lineage: Eukaryota; Metazoa; Chordata; Actinopteri; Blenniiformes; Blenniidae
Gene: trmt1l
Product: tRNA methyltransferase 1-like
Biological process (GO): tRNA N2-guanine methylation
Cellular component (GO): nucleus
Molecular function (GO): RNA binding; tRNA (guanine) methyltransferase activity
Source: RefSeq, a predicted model, not a curated record